AUGGACGAAAUACAUUCUGAAAAGAAGAGCUCUCCAAGCCCCGAAUACCAGGGCGAUGAAGGAACCGGGAAGGUCAUUGCCCUCGAUGACCACGAAGUUGAGCAGUUCUAUGGCUCUUCUACUACGCAGUCAUACCGGCUCAAGUCGGAAUUGGUAGGAAAAUGCAUGGAAGAGAUUGGUAUGGGAAAGUUCCAAUGGAAACUUUUUGUUGUCACCGGAUUUGGCUGGAUUGUGGACAAUUUCGCAUCACAAGGCAUCGGCAGCGUGCAGCCUCCCAUCGAGCAAGAAUUCUCCGAUAUCACCAAAAUCAGCUAUAGCUCUGUUGCGUAUUACGUCGGUCUUAUUAUUGGCGCCUCAUUCUGGGGUCUCUCUAGCGACUUGAUCGGUCGUAAGCCUGCAUUCAACUGCACUCUCCUCAUCGCAGGUAUAUUCCUCUGUGCGACGGCUGGAGCUACGAACUUCAUCGCAUUCAGUGCUUUCUGGGCUGUUAUCGGUACUGCAGCUGGAGGAAAUGUACCCGUUGAUUCGAUGAUUUUCUUGGAGUUUGUCCCUGGAAGUCAUCAAUACCUCCUCACUGCCCUUUCUGCAUGGUGGAAUCUGGGUCAAUUGAUUGUCUCUCUACUUGCAUGGGUGUUUUUGGCCAACUUCAGCUGUCCGACAGAUGCCACUCCGGCAACUUGCUCUCGUAGCGAAAACAUGGGAUGGAGAUACACGAUGAUUACGCUCGGAGCUCUUUCCCUUGCUUUCACCUUUAUCCGCAUGUUCCUCUUCAAGCUGCCCGAGACCCCAAGAUUCCUACUAUCUCAAGGCCGAGACCAGGAUGCUGUCGACGCCGUGAACUACGUCGCAAAACAGAACGGCAAACCCGAGAUACUGACCAUAGGCAUGCUUCGCGAGAUCGAUGCUCAACUAGGUCUAAUAGUCAACGAAGAGGAAGCCCCCACAAAGCUUUCCGUCAAAGAAAUCGUGUCAGAAAACAUGGACGCAUUCAAAGGCAAACACUAUCGCGCUCUAUUCGCAACACGGAAGCUCGCUCGGCAGACCAUCAUCAUCUGGGCCGUGUGGCUAACAGUUGGCAUUGCCUAUCCACUUUACUUCAACUUCCUCCCGUCGUAUCUAGCUACCAAGUUCACUUCAAGUUCCUCUCUUAACCUCACAUACCGCAACUAUUGCAUCGAAUCGGCCGUUGGAGUCGUCGGUCCCCUCUCUGCUGCCGUAUCGGUGAAUACACGCCUAGGUCGACGAUGGAUGAUGGGUAUAUCGGCAGUAGUCACGGCCGUAUUCCUAUUUGCCUAUGUGGGCGUCAGCAGUCCAACCUCCAGCUUGGCGUUCUCUUGUAUCACCGGCCUUCUAGCCAAUUUUGAGUAUGCGAUCAUGUACGCAUUUACCCCCGAGUCAUUCCCCGCUCCUCAUCGUGGAACUGCAGUAGGCACUGCAGCUGCGUUGUUGAGGUUUGGAGGACUUGUGGCUAGUUUGAUCUCGUCACAGACCGGGUUCACCAGUGCUCCUAUCUAUGCUAGUGCGGCACUGUGGGUGCUUGUUGGAGUUUACUGUAUCGGUAUACCGUAUGAGACACAUGGGCAUGAUGCCCUGUAG
Molecule: messenger RNA, 1596 nt
Organism: Penicillium pulvis
Lineage: Eukaryota; Fungi; Ascomycota; Eurotiomycetes; Eurotiales; Aspergillaceae
Product: MFS transporter
Exons: 7
Coding region: 1-1596 (531 amino acids)
Biological process (GO): transmembrane transport
Molecular function (GO): transmembrane transporter activity
Source: RefSeq, a predicted model, not a curated record